Messenger RNA from Paraphaeosphaeria sporulosa, 810 nucleotides. Its product is annotated as Thioesterase/thiol ester dehydrase-isomerase. Gene Ontology annotation, cellular component: mitochondrion. The record is from RefSeq and is a predicted model, not a curated record. NCBI's taxonomy places the organism in Eukaryota, Fungi, Ascomycota, Dothideomycetes, Pleosporales, Didymosphaeriaceae. The transcript has 2 exons. Gene Ontology annotation, molecular function: fatty acyl-CoA hydrolase activity. Bases 207 to 701 code for a protein of 164 amino acids.
CUUUUGUUUCAUUGAAGGGUGUCGAAACCUCAGAAAUCAGACGCAAGUGUAGAUGAUAGCUCGUAUCUCACAUAAUGUUGGUUGCGAAUGUGGUGGACGGACUGCAAUGCCACAGCGCCAAGAAAUAGGGUCCAACACCAACCUCGGCUGUCCAGCUUCAUCAUCGCACCCCUCCAGCGUCUUCAUUCUGGGACGCAAUUUGCAAAAUGCCAGACACUACACUGGGCCUUGAUCUGGCCUCAAAAAAGUUGAGGAAACGGCAGGACUAUCCGUAUCGCCUGGAUUACCGAACAAGAUGGGCCGACAACGACAUGUUCCACCACCUCAACAACCCCAUCUACGGCGUCCUAAUUGACUCAAUAAUCAACGAAUACCUCAUGACGCGGGUGGGCUACAACACGACCACAUACCCGCGCACGGCGCUCGUCGCCAACACAUACUGUGACUACUUCGGGCAAUUACAGUAUCCAGGGAUGCUCGAGCUGGGCCUGCGUGUUGUCAAGCUCGGGAAGAACAGCGUCAUGUACGAGGUGGGCUUCUUUAAGGAAGGGGACGACGUGGUAAAGGCGGUAGGCGGAUUUGUGCAGAUAUGGGUUAUGAGGGAUGGUGGAAAGGCGCCGAAAGAGGGGCUGGAGCCGGAAGUGCGGGAGAAGCUGGGGGAGCUGAUGCAGCCGGGGUUGAGGGAGAGGAGUAGGCUUUAGAGGCUGGUGAGCAACGUCAUGUUCAAGGUGAUAUUCGAUGACUCGUAUUUUCAUCGUGUACACGUAUAAUGGUUUCUAGAAUAUAUGCAUCCAUCUAUAACAGAUUGGC